Pimephales promelas (fathead minnow) is the source of this 845-nucleotide messenger RNA. The record is from RefSeq and is a predicted model, not a curated record. NCBI's taxonomy places the organism in Eukaryota, Metazoa, Chordata, Actinopteri, Cypriniformes, Leuciscidae.
UGUCAACUUUAAGGGUCUGUUUGUUUUCACUCAUUGACCACAAGUUUGCCACUAGCUUUUAAAAGAAGACGAGUGCUGAUUACAUCGCAGAAGAACAAGGAACAAAAUCAUUUAAUGUUAAAGAAGAAAUGUCAGAUAGCAUAUAUAACGAUGUGAUCGGGAUCGAGUCAGAGGGAAUGCAGACAGAGAGAGUGGAGAUGACAGUGGAAAUCUAUGAGAGUGUGAGAGAUCAUGACUUCAGGACAGAGAUAAACACACACCAACCACUUCAGAGUUCAGGAAGUGAUUGUGUGAGGAUCAGAAGCUCCAGAGCAGCUCCAGUGUGUUUGUUGCUUCUGUGUGUUCUCCUGCUGACUGCAGUCAUAGUGCUGUGUGUCCACCUGCAGACCAAGAGCACACACUACACAGAAGAGAGAGACCAGCUUCUAAACAUGAUUACCGACCUCACAGAAGAAAAAGACCAGCUACUAUCCAAGAUGACCAACCAAACAGAAGAGAGAGACCAGCUACUAAACAAGAACAUAACCUUGACAAAUGAAAGAGACCAGUUCAAUCAGGAGAGAAAUGAACUGUGGAAAAUGCUUAAUGAAAUGGAAGGAUGUAUUUAUCAAUCCAGUGUUUACUAUAUGUCAUCUGAGGAGAAGAGCUGGACUGAGAGCAGAAGAUACUGUAGAGAGAGAGGAGCAGAUCUGAUCAUCAUAAACAACAAAGAGAAAGAAGAUUUUGUAAAGAAGAUGUCUGGGACGACUGGAGUCUGGAUGGGUCUGACUGACAGUGAUGUGGAGGACAGAUGGACAUGGGUUGAUGGGAGCACACUGACCUAUACGUGAGGAAUCACUGAACCG